Scedosporium apiospermum is the source of this 678-nucleotide messenger RNA. RefSeq lists its product as uncharacterized. Lineage: Eukaryota; Fungi; Ascomycota; Sordariomycetes; Microascales; Microascaceae. Bases 1 to 678 code for a protein of 225 amino acids. The record is from RefSeq and is a predicted model, not a curated record. The transcript is spliced from 2 exons.
AUGGCGAAAUCCAAGAAACGCCAGAGAAAGCGUUCCAACAGAGCAAAGAGAGGCUCCCCAUACCCUUCCAAUACGCAAAAGUCGAAACCAGGACAACCUAGCAGAAACCAAAAGUCAUCACCGCCCCGUAAGCGCCAACGCGGACGUGACACUUCCAGCGAAGACACCGACGGUGAUACCAACAUGCCCUCUUCAAGCCCCAACAGAAGCUCAACAACAUCCCCUGUCACCCGCUCCCCUCAGCCGCCAUCUCCGACGACAUCAUCAUCAUCAUCAUCAUCGUCAUCACAACACCGCGAAGACUCCGCCCCAAGAGACUGCCCAACCUGCGAACUGAUGCAGUCCCGCGCAGCGUCCCUCAGAGAUACCCUCGCGGCGCUGGCUACCGCCCAAGCCGGCGCAAUCGACCUUUGGGCCGGCCCGUCAGUGGUCGCGGCUGACCAGCCACAGGCACCCGUCCAGGAGAAGAAGGCCGCGGACUCUAUGGAUUGGCAGCAGGACUGUGCUCUCCCCGUACGGAUCGUGACGGAUGUGCCUGAGUUGAGAUGUUAUCCGCCAAAGGACCUCCGAAGGCGCCUGUACAGCGUGAAGCGUCACAACCCUCCCAUCGUCACCUACAAUACGGUCAACGAUGACGAGGACAUCACUCUCUCUCCGCCGCGUCAGGCUCUUCAAUGA